This is a messenger RNA of Aedes albopictus (Asian tiger mosquito), 1990 nucleotides long. RefSeq names its product ATP-sensitive inward rectifier potassium channel 11 (gene Irk3). Bases 123 to 1916 code for a protein of 597 amino acids. The record is from RefSeq and is a predicted model, not a curated record. Gene Ontology annotation, biological process: regulation of monoatomic ion transmembrane transport; potassium ion import across plasma membrane. Gene Ontology annotation, molecular function: inward rectifier potassium channel activity. The transcript has 6 exons. Gene Ontology annotation, cellular component: plasma membrane. Lineage: Eukaryota; Metazoa; Arthropoda; Insecta; Diptera; Culicidae.
CCAAAAAUAAUGAUUCUAACAUUUUAGUGAGAAGGAAGAGUUCGGACAGGUGGGAUCUACUAGUUAAUGAUGUUUGGUUCGGUGUUUUGGUGCUUGGAAAAGUUCAACGCACAUAUCUGAGCAUGAGUUUAGACACCCUGAACACCAACUCGGGCAGCCCUUACUCCCAUCGGAAGCACUGGCGCCGAGUGCAGCAAGAGUUUCUGGACCUCGAGCAGCAGAAACAGAAGCAACAGCAACAAGGCCACAUGACCCGGCCGGUCAGUAUCGUGAACUACAACCGACAGGAGUCACAAGAGCUGUUCAACAUGCCAGGCAGUCCAUACCACAUACGGAAACCCAUUCCAGCGUGGGAGAAGAGUCGAUUAUGGGUAGAACAGCAACAGAAGCAUCACCAGCGCCGACACAACGGCGGUAACGACGAUGAUAACGACUGGAUGAGCAGCCAAGAGUCUGGACUGAAUCUGAACCACGACGACGAUGACGGAGACGACGACGACGACGAUGACGAUAAAAAGCAUCCCCAUCAGCAUCGCCGGCCCAAUCGAAGCGACAUGUUCAGUCGGGGGAGUCUCGCUAAUGAAGAUUUCGAAGAUCGUCCCAGUCUGCACCAACAGCCCCAAUCCGGCUUCCCCGUUAUACUGCAAAGUGUUCGAAGCAUGCGGCACGUCCGGCAGAGGUUAAGGCGCGACCCCGUCCACCAGGGAACACGUGCCAUCCGAUCGUCCCGGGUCAUCAACAAGGCCGGCGAACGGAACGUGCUGUUUCUAAAUUUGCCCCAGAAGUCGGUUCGCUUCGUGAAGGAUCUCGUCACGACGCUGGUGGAAGAACAAUGGCGAUACACGCUCACCGCAUUCAUGUUGAGCUUCUUCAGCAGUUGGAUCCUGUUCGCCAUCCUGUGGUACCUGGUGGCGUACGCCCAUGGCGAUCUUAUCUUUGAUCCGGAAACAGGGGAACGCCUCGGCGAUGGGGCGAUGCCAUGCGUGGAAGGUGCCACCACAUUUGCUGGAUUUUUGCUGUUCAGCAUCGAAACCCAGGUGUCCACCGGGUAUGGUGCCAAGGUGCCCACAGAGGAAUGCCCAGAGGCGAUGUUCCUGCUCAUUGUACAGAUUGUGAUUGGUCUGGUGAUAGAUGCGGCCAUGGUGGGAAUCGUCUACGCCAAGAUGGUGCGACCACCGAAGAAGAUCUCAGAUAUGAAGUUCAGCAAGAAAGCCGUCAUAUGUCAGCGGGAUGGGAAGCUGUGCUUCGUCUUCCGGCUUUGUGACGUUAAGCAUCAGCAUGCUAUAGAAACUAAGGUGACAGCGGUUCUGUUGGAACAGCGUCGUUCUUUGGAGGGGGAGCUUAUUGAAAAGAACGAAUCCUCCAUGAAGUUGGAGAACAACGGUCGCAUUCUUCUGAUGUGGCCUGUGACGGUUUGCCAUGUGAUAGACAGCGAAAGUCCGUUGUUUGAUUUUUCUGCGAAAGAUCUGCUAGAGAAGAAGUUUGAGAUUGUGAUAACGCUAACCGGUGGCACGAUGACCACUGGACAAGUCACGGAAGCAAGAACUUCCUACGUUCCAGGAGAGGUCUACUGGGGUCACCGUUUCCAGAACAUCAUCAUGUAUGAUAGGGCUCAUGAGCAUUACGUGGCACACAAUGAGCAUAUGGACUUCCUAGAACCGGUGGACACGCCUCUCUGCAGUGCCCGGCGAUUGGAGGAGGUUUAUCAAGAAGUCAAACAGUUCAUGGAGCACGAUAGAGAGCGGGAAUUUGACGAUGCGGAAUGUAAAUCGGAGCAUCUCGAACAGCUGGAUGAGGAUACCGACUCGGAAGGUGGUCUCCGAAUGGAACAACUGAAAUCUUCUUGCUCUUCUCCCAAGGAGGAAACCAACUCGAAUCAACCUUCGCGUGUAGAAACAGUUCCUGAUACAAAAUAAAUGUUACCACGCAGUUUCUCAUACGUACUACUAAUUAAAGAUAUUAUUUGGAUUAUACAAUAUUAACAUACCGA